Leucoraja erinaceus (little skate) is the source of this 1642-nucleotide messenger RNA. Its product is annotated as unconventional myosin-Vb-like. The coding region runs from base 1 to 1026 and encodes 341 amino acids. Gene Ontology annotation, biological process: vesicle transport along actin filament; actin filament organization. NCBI's taxonomy places the organism in Eukaryota, Metazoa, Chordata, Chondrichthyes, Rajiformes, Rajidae. The record is from RefSeq and is a predicted model, not a curated record. Gene Ontology annotation, molecular function: microfilament motor activity; ATP binding; actin filament binding. The transcript is spliced from 6 exons. Gene Ontology annotation, cellular component: actin cytoskeleton; vesicle; myosin complex.
AUGACCCACGGGAACCCACCUGGACGACCGGCUACAGGAGAGAGUGCACAGCCUCGACAGCUGGAGGCCCUGCAGCAGCCUGCGGGUCAGCUGGUCCAGGUGCCGCUCCCAGAGGCCCAGCACGUGGACUGGACGCAGCCUGCAAUGGAGCAGAACGCCUAUUGCUAUGCAUGGCCUGGCCAACCCUGCAACGCCGCCAGGUCAACAGACCUUCAUGGUCAGAUCAAGAUCCCUGCACUUGCAAAAACUGGGUCUUCAAUGUCGACCAAAGUAUGGAUUCCUGACCCUGAAGAUGUGUGGAAAUCUGCUGAGUUACUGACGGACUACAAGGAAGAGGACUGCAAACUCCACCUUGGAUUGGAAGAUGGAACUGAAAUGGAGUAUCCAAUUAACCAAAACACUCGUGAGUUGCCGUAUCUACGAAACCCGGACAUCUUAAUGGGUGAGAAUGACUUGACCACACUCAGUUAUCUGCAUGAACCUGCUGUGCUGCACAAUUUGAAAGUGAGAUUUGUGGAGUCUAACAGCAUCUAUACGUACUGUGGUAUUGUUCUCGUGGCCAUCAAUCCAUAUGAGCAGCUCCCUCUUUAUGGCGAUGAUGUAAUUUACGCUUACAGUGGGCAGGAUGUGAGCGACAUGGAUCCCCAUAUUUAUACAGUGGCCGGGGAAGCGUACAGGCAGAUGGCAAGGCAUGACGAGAACCAAUCGGUUAUAAUAAGUGGUGAAUCUGGAGCGGGAAAGACCAUGUCUGCCAAGUGCAUGAUGCGUUAUUUUGCAACCAUUGGUGGAUCUGCGAGUGAAACUAAUGUGGAGGAAAAAUUUCUUGCAUCCAAUCCCAUCAUGGAGGCAAUUGGAAAUGCCAAAACUACAAGAAAUGACAACAGUAGUCGUUUUGGGAAAUACAUAGAGAUUGAUUUCAAUGGUCGGUACCACAUAAUGGGAGCCAACAUGAGGACAUACCUGCUCGAGAAAUCAAGAGUUGUGUUCCAGGUAAGGGAUUUAUUCCACACCAUCCGUUUCAAAUGAGGCUAAUGACUCGCUGACCUUGCUUUUGAUCUUGCUACGAAUUGAAAAUGUGCUGGUGACUUCAUAUUCCUUGAAGGAUGCCGAAGAACUGGUGGAGCUGCUGCCUUGCAGCACCAGAGACCCAGGUUUGAUUCUGAACUCGGGUGCUGUCUGUGUGGAGUUUACGCGUUCUCCAUGUGCCCGCUCGGGUUUCCUCCAACAUUCCAAAGACGUGCAGAUUUGUGCUGAGGUAUUGGCCUCUGUGAAUUGCCCCAAGUGUGUAGGGAGUGGAUGAGAACGUGGGAUAGCACAGAACUGAUGUGAAGGGGUAACUAAUGGUCAGCGUGAGCCGAAGGGUCGGUUUCCAUGCUAUAUAUCUUUGUGUGAAUCAAAAACCCAAUGGUAAAUUUAUGGAUAUUAAAACUGGUUUGCAGAUUAAAAGCUGUAUUUGUUAAUAGAAUAGAAUAGUUUCUUUAUUGUCAUUGUAACAUGAGCCAUGUACAACGAAAUUUAAAAAUGUCAGCCAGUCAGUGCACCAUUCAAACAUUUCUAAAGCUAACGAUACAUACAAGGUAAAAUAUUAAAAGAUAAACAACUAAAUAAAUAUCACGAAAAUAGCACGCAUACACACCCAACC